Molecule: messenger RNA, 711 nt
Organism: Stegodyphus dumicola
Lineage: Eukaryota; Metazoa; Arthropoda; Arachnida; Araneae; Eresidae
Source: RefSeq, a predicted model, not a curated record
AUGACCAUAAAUCGUCUAGAAUUAUUAUCCUGCUGUAUAGGAGUCAGACUCGCAGCUCUUGCUUUACAAACACUCAAAUUAGACAACGUUCCAAAGAAUUAUUGGACAGAUUCGAGUACUGCUCUUUCUUGGAUCCAAAGAGAUGACCAUUGGGCGCCAUUUGUCGCAAAUAGAGUAAAAGAGAUACGAAAAUUGUCAUCGGAAUCUGAAUGGCAUCACAUUCCAGGAAAUUCGAAUCCAGCAGAUAUACCAUCACGAGGGUGUUCGAUUAAGAGUUUUGUGAAAUCUCGCUGGUGGCAAGGGCCAGAAUAUCUUAUGAAGAACGAUGAAGAGUGGCCAACUAGUGAAGUGAUUACUAACGAAGCAGAAAUUAUGAAAGAAAAGCGAAAGAACAUUAUUUCAACUUUGGCUAAUAUCACCGCUGAAAAUUGGUAUCUGAUUUACUUUUCAAGUUACUUUAAAAUUGUAAGAAUGAUUUCUUGGAUUCUAAGAUUCAUAAAUAAUUGUAGACAUGGAGGAAGAAAUUCUGGCAAAACCCUGAGUGUUGAAGAAUUGGACAUUGCUGAGAAGAAAUUAGUGAAGAUUGUUCAACAAGACACAUUCUCUAGUGAAGAACUGUUGAAGGGACAUUUUACUUUCAGGGAUGAAGAAGGGAUUAUAAGAUUGAAAACGAAGAUUUUGAGAAGACAUGAUGAUGAAAACUUCUGGUGA